Molecule: messenger RNA, 2451 nt
Organism: Xyrauchen texanus (razorback sucker)
Lineage: Eukaryota; Metazoa; Chordata; Actinopteri; Cypriniformes; Catostomidae
Product: annexin A11-like
Exons: 15
Coding region: 156-1757 (533 amino acids)
Biological process (GO): cytokinetic process; phagocytosis
Cellular component (GO): cytoplasm
Molecular function (GO): calcium ion binding; calcium-dependent phospholipid binding
Source: RefSeq, a predicted model, not a curated record
GGAAUACUAGCAGUCAUGGAAAAGGUUGUUUAGCGGAAAGUAUGAGUCCCACCCACAUGAUUUAAAUAUUACACUGCGUCCCAAGUAAGAGAUCGGACAGAGGUGCUCAGUACAUUGGAAGUGACGGCUCAUCCCAUUGCUUAUUCUACACAACUAUGAGCUAUCCAGGUUAUCCUCCCCAGUCCGGCUAUCCCGCUCAGGCCGGUGGAUACCCACCUCAACCAGGGAUGUACCCUCCUGCAGCAGGGGGUUACUCUCCUCAACCUGGGAUGUACCCCCCGCAGGCGGGUGGAUACCCUCCCCAACCUGGUGCUUACCCACCACAGCCAGGUCCCUAUCCUGGUCAGCCAGGGGGUUAUCCUACUGUACCCACAGGCGGUUGGGGUGGUGCUCCUGGUGCUUCAGGAAUGCCUGGUAUUGGUCUGAAUAAUAUGCAGAAUCCUGGAUUCAAUGCAGGCAAUCUCCCAGGAAUGGCAAAUCAGUUUUCUGCCUCUAGUGGAUUUACCCCAAAUCCAUCCAUGUUCUCACAAGCGCCUAGUGGCUAUCCUGCCCCCCAGCCAGGGGGCCCUCCUGCUCCCUCCCCUAACCAGCCCUAUGGCCUGUACCCUCAGCCAGGAGGAGGUAUGCCCCAAGGUCCGGGAAUGGGCUACCCUGGAGGGCCGGCCCAAGGCCAGCAGAUGCCAGGCUACCCAAAUGCCCCGUCACCCAAUCCGUCCAUGCCUAGCUAUCCCAAAGCACCCUCACCAAACCCAAACAUGCCUGGAUAUGGAGGAGGAGCACCUGCUGUUCCAGCUGUCAAUCGUGGAUUCAGAGGGACAAUCCAAGACUUCCCUGGUGCUGACCCGCUUAGAGAUGCAGAGGUCCUCAGGAAAGCCAUGAAAGGCUUUGGCACUGAUGAACAAGCCAUUAUUAAUUUGCUGGGAACUCGCUCCAAUAAGCAGCGUGUACCACUCUUGGUAUCAUACAAGACUGCCUAUGGAAAGGACUUGGUUAAGGACUUGAAGUCUGAGCUUUCAGGGAACUUUGAGAAACUGGUACUGGCCAUGUUGAAGACUCCAGCUCAGUUUGAUGCAUAUGAGCUCAAAGAGGCCAUCAAGGGAGCAGGGACAGAUGAGGCCUGUCUGGUUGAAAUAUUGUCUUCUCGAUCUAAUGCAGAGAUACGAGAAAUCAAUCAAAUCUUCAAAGCGGAGAAUAAGAAAUCACUAGAGGACGCUAUCAGUGGAGACACAUCUGGACACUUCCGUAGACUGCUGGUCUCUCUUGCUCAGGGUAAUCGUGAUGAGAGUUUGAAUGUGGACAUAUCAGUAGCCAAACAGGAUGCUCAGGCUCUGUAUCAAGCAGGCGAAAAUAAAGUUGGCACAGAUGAGUCUAAGUUCAAUGCCAUCCUGUGUGCUCGGAGCAAAGCUCACCUCAGAGCAGUGUUUCAUGAGUACCAGCACAUGUGUGGCAGAGACAUUGAGAAGAGUAUUGACAGGGAAAUGUCUGGAGACCUCGAGAGUGGCAUGCUGGCUGUCGUGAAAUGCAUUAAAAACACAUCUGCCUACUUCGCUGAGAGACUCAACAAGGCCAUGAAGGGAGCAGGAACCAAGGAUCGCACUCUGAUCCGCAUCAUGGUGACCCGCUCUGAGGUGGACAUGCUGGAUAUCCGUCAGGAGUAUAUUAAAAAUUACGGGAAAUCUCUAUACACCGAUAUAUCUGGAGACACCUCAGGAGAUUACAAGAAACUACUGCUGAAGCUCUGCGGUGGAAGCGAUUAAAGAAUACAGAUGUUUGCAGGUCACAGAGGACAUGAAGCCACGCCACAAUUUAUACACAUCUUAUACCUUACCCAAAUUUGCACACGUACUUGCAUGUUUUUACAGUACUCAAUGCAAAAGCACUUAUGUGCAUAUAUGCUGCACAUUACAUUUCAUGCUGUUUCAUUACUGUUUUUUUAUUACAAUCUCAAGAGUAGCAAAUGAAAUGCCUUCUGUGCUAAAAGCAGUGGCUUAGCCAAUCAUAAAAUUAUUAUAUCAGAAAGAUUGCAUAUUGGAUGUAUUCGUUGCCUAUACGUAUAUUUUGUUUGCAUGUCGAUGCCAACAAAAAUCAGUUUUUAUUAUUGUGUACACAUCUGAAUAUCAAAUACUAAGUUUAACUCUUUUAUAUAUAUUGAGUCAUUUACAUAUAUUGGGGAAAAUGUGCCAUAAGUUUUAGUUUAGACAUUAUAACAAAUAUUAAUUUGUGUCAAAGUAGAAUUUUAUAUGUACUGUAUCUUUUUCUUUAUAUAUGCUUUCUUUUUACCAUAUACAUUUCUUUUAGUACCAGUAAUGAUUGUCAACCACCUAUCUAUUGAGGCAAAAAAUUUGGUAAUGGUGCUCCGUUUGUCUUUUUGUAUACCCUGUAUGUAGCCAAGCAUAUGUAUGAAAUGCUAAGUAAAUCUUGUCUGAAAGAGAUUAUUACUCAUGUGUUAAA